CGGCGGCGCGCCUGCGCACUGGGCACUCCGUCCCUUUUCCUCCCGCGGUGCCCGGCGCUCGCGCAGGAAGCAGCGGAAGAAGAUGGCGCUCACCAGCUUUUUGCCUGCACCUACUCAGCUGUCUCAGGACCAGCUCGAGGCCGAGGAGAAGGCGCGGUCCCAGAGGUCCCGACAGACUGCACUGGUCUCCUCCCGGAGAGAGCCUCCCCCCUACGGGCACCGAAAGGGCUGGAUCCCACGCUUACUGGAGGACUUUGGAGAUGGCGGCGCUUUCCCAGAGAUCCAUGUGGCCCAGUAUCCACUGGAUAUGGGGCGAAAGAAAAAAAUGUCAAACGCGCUGGCCAUCCAGGUGGAUGCUGAAGGGAAAAUCAAAUACGAUGCCAUUGCUCGCCAAGGACAGUCAAAAGACAAGGUCAUUUACAGCAAGUACGCUGACCUGGUCCCCAAGGAAGUCAUGAACGCGGACGACCCCGACCUGCAGCGGCCAGACGAGGAAGCCAUUAAAGAAAUAACAGAAAAGACGCGGGUAGCCUUGGAAAAGUCUGUAUCGCAGAAGGUGGCUGCGGCCAUGCCAGUGCGAGCUGCCGACAAGCUGGCCCCUGCACAGUACAUCCGGUACACACCGUCUCAGCAAGGCGUGGCUUUCAACUCAGGUGCCAAACAGAGGGUUAUUCGGAUGGUGGAGAUGCAGAAGGACCCGAUGGAGCCUCCCAGGUUCAAGAUCAAUAAGAAAAUUCCUCGGGGACCUCCUUCUCCUCCUGCACCGGUCAUGCAUUCUCCAAGUCGGAAGAUGACCGUGAAAGAACAACAGGAGUGGAAGAUUCCUCCCUGUAUUUCAAACUGGAAAAAUGCAAAGGGCUACACGAUCCCACUAGACAAGCGUCUGGCUGCUGAUGGCAGGGGACUGCAGACCGUCCACAUCAACGAGAACUUCGCGAAGCUGGCUGAAGCCCUCUACAUCGCCGACCGGAAGGCUCGUGAAGCUGUGGAAAUGCGCGCUCAGGUGGAGAGAAAGAUGGCUCAAAAGGAAAAGGAAAAACACGAAGAGAAACUUCGAGAAAUGGCCCAGAAGGCCCGGGAGAGAAGAGCUGGGAUCAAAACCCAUGUGGAGAAAGAGGACGGGGAGGCACGGGAGAGAGAUGAGAUCCGACAUGACAGGCGGAAAGAGAGACAACACGACCGGAACCUGUCCAGGGCAGCCCCAGAUAAGAGGUCGAAACUUCAAAGAAAUGAAAACCGAGAUAUCAGUGAAGUCAUAGCUCUGGGAGUGCCCAAUCCUCGAACCUCCAACGAGGUCCAGUAUGACCAACGGCUCUUCAACCAGACCAAGGGCAUGGACAGUGGCUUCGCAGGGGGAGAAGAUGAGAUCUACAACGUUUACGAUCAAGCCUGGAGAGGCGGUAAGGACAUGGCCCAGAACAUCUACCGGCCCAGUAAGAACCUGGACAAGGACAUGUACGGCGAUGACCUGGAGGCCAGAAUCAAGACCAACAGGUUUGUUCCAGAUAAGGAGUUUUCAGGUUCAGAUCGCAGGCAGAGAGGCCGGGAAGGACCCGUGCAGUUUGAGGAGGAUCCUUUCGGUUUGGACAAGUUCUUGGAAGAAGCCAAACAGCACGGUGGCUCCAAGCGACCCUCUGAGAGCAGCCGCCCCAAGGAGCACGAGCACGAGAGCAAGAAGAGGAGGAAGGACUAGGCCCUCCUCCCCAGGGUGGUGCCACUGCUCGCAGGCCCCCGCGAUGCCGGUCGGGACGCCGCCUCACGACCAGGAUGAAAACCAGACCCGGGUGUCCGCCCAGCACUACUUGUUAUUACGGGAGAAAGGGUGGCGGGACUUGUACUUUCCACACUUAGUUUUUUUUAAAGAAUGAGUUGUUCGUCCUUCUCCCACCUCUUGCCAUUUCUAGAACACGCUUCCCCAGUAAGACCGCUUCCUUUUGUGUGACUUUGGGGUCAGUAUUUUGUAUAAGCACUAAGGAAUAAAGUAACCCCGGCAGCACUGAAUGGAAGGAUGUUCGUGUGUUAGAAGCGACCAGGCCGCUUCCCCCUAACGUGCUGCUUGAGAUCGGGAAGUAAGCUCUUGCUUGGUAUAAUAUUUGUUUCAAAUAAAACAUUUAGACAGAAA
Messenger RNA from Erinaceus europaeus (western European hedgehog), 2122 nucleotides. It is a transcript of the gene SNW1, whose product is annotated as SNW domain containing 1. NCBI's taxonomy places the organism in Eukaryota, Metazoa, Chordata, Mammalia, Eulipotyphla, Erinaceidae. Gene Ontology annotation, cellular component: spliceosomal complex. Gene Ontology annotation, biological process: mRNA splicing, via spliceosome. The record is from RefSeq and is a predicted model, not a curated record. The transcript is spliced from 14 exons. The coding region runs from base 83 to 1693 and encodes 536 amino acids.